Messenger RNA from Caenorhabditis remanei, 1233 nucleotides. RefSeq lists its product as uncharacterized. The record is from RefSeq and is a predicted model, not a curated record. The transcript is spliced from 7 exons. The coding region runs from base 1 to 1233 and encodes 410 amino acids. Lineage: Eukaryota; Metazoa; Nematoda; Chromadorea; Rhabditida; Rhabditidae.
AUGAAUGACGAUUACAAAUCAGUAAAUGGCGAAGGUUCUCAUGAAGUCUUGAUAGAAGGGCACGACGUUUAUGAAGAAACCAUCGGAGAAGAGCAAAUAAUCUAUUGCGAUGAAGACUUUGAUGGCGAUCCGGGAACGAUUUUUCAAGGAGAAGAAGAAGAAGAGGAAGAAAAAGUAGAGCCAACUGAUGUUCCGUGUUAUGUUAUGGAAGGAAGUUAUUUUACACAAGAAAGUAUAGAUGCUGCUAAUCAGGACCACUCAGUUUGCUAUUUCUGCAAAGAAGAUUUGAAGAACAAACGAUUCUACGUUCAUCUUUUCGAUCAUCAUGGGUUUACGAAACAGCAAUGCGAAGUCAUGAAACAACAUAAGCGUUUGGAGAAUCAUAAAGGAAAUUCGGGGAAAAAAAUUAAAUCUCUACAUUCAUGUGUUAAUUGUGGGAUGGAAUUUAUUACAAAAACCGGUCUAAAUAAUCAUCUGAAAAAAGAUAACACUCCAUGUGGCCGUAUGUUAGCAAAUGAGGAAAAUGGUCCAGGCGCCAAUAACAUAGUUUGUCCGGUUUAUGGAUGUACUUCUCGAUGGACAACCUAUCUAGAACUUGCAGUUCAUGUUGACUGUGCUCAUCGAGAUUUGGUCUGUCCAUCCGAAAUCUUCAUGAUUCGUAGAAAGACUUUCCCAGAUAAAGCUACUUUUUUGAAAUGGAAGAAAGAAAUGGAGAAAGAGACAACAUCGGAAUUCUUUCUUCGUACAUCUCAAAAAGUGAAUUUCGCCGUACGAACACUUCUCUACAAAUGUCUCUGCUCGAAUUCUCGUGGACAAACGAAACGAGCGUGUGAGCAGUGUCCAGCAUUCAUCAAGUGCUGUCAGAGAAAUCACGGACAGUUUGAAGUCGUCGCAUGCUUCGGACAUCUGGGACACGAGCAUCCAACUGAAACUCCAAAAGCUAUUGAGUUCAGACAUUUGGCUAAUCAGGAGAGGAGUAAUUAUCCAAACAGAGUUCGAAUUCCAAACCAAGUAAUCAAUCGUCGCCAGCACGUAGAUCAGUAUGGAAACUCGACUCACAGCAAUGGAAUGAUGAUUCUGAUGCCAGGAGAAGUUGAAGAAGAGGAUGAAUUCUCGCAAGUAAUUGUCGACGAUGACGAUAUCGUUGGUCCAAGUGAUCCGAAGACGUCAGUUUCAGAAAGACAAGUGUACAUGUCGUCGAGUCAUCAUUAUCCAAGAUCUUCUCAUUACUAG